CGGUGAUCACCACCAUCAUCAUCAUCAUGGCGGUGUUGGUGUUGUCAGCUCCUACACCUCCUCCUCCCUCUCCCCUCCCGUCUCCUUGUCUCUCUCGCAUGCCGCUGCUGAUUUCGCUGCUUCUCAUCCUCGCCGCCUCGUCGUCGUCCACGCGCGGCGCCGAGUUCUUUCAGAGCCUGCCGCUGUUUGGGGGCGAACAGGAACCUGGGCAGGUGUGUCAGCAACAUCAGCCUCAGCAGCAGCAUCAGCAGCAGCAUCAUCAGCAGCCGCCGCCGGGCCAGGCGGAGCCCGGCACAGCGUCUCCCGAGCGAGGCGCCGAGUGCGCGGAGCGAUGGAGCCGCCUUCCGCAACUCUGCGCCGACGCGGUGCCCGUUUCUUUAAGGCACGAUUUUCCCGUCGCUUGUGAUUCAGUGGUGUCGUGUGAACAGUCAUCCAUCAACAACGAAAACUUUCUGAGCCAGGCCGUGGUUUUGGCGGAGCAGAGGAAGUUUCCUUUUCCCAGCGGAGUGCUCGACACCGACCGCCAGCUCGCCUACGGGUUUGUGUUAAUACACUUUGGACUGAACGAUGAGGCAAUCAAACACUUCACGUCUCUGCUGCAGGACAACGCAGACCUGGUCAGUGCUGUGUACGGCAGGGCCAUUGCAUAUGCACGGAAAGGGCUGCAGGAUAUUGAGAACAUGCAACGGGCGCUCGCAGAUUUCGAUCAAGUUCUGCAGUUGCAACCAGAGGCAGCGUACGUCUAUGAGCAGCGUGCAGAGCUGUUGUCCCCGCUGGGCCGGACGGCGGAGGCGGUGGCCGACUGCACCCGGGCGAUCGCGCUGCGCCCGUCGGCCCGGCUCUACCUGCUGCGCGGGACAUUCAGCUUCAUGUCCGAGGACUACCCGAAGGCCUACGAGGACUUCCAGAAGUCUCUGGAGCUGGACAUGAAUCAGCCGGUCGCCAUGCACUACAAGGGCCUGACCUUCUACCACCGCGGCAAGCUGCGGGAGGCUGUGGACACGUUCAAAGACGCCCUGAGGCUGAAGUCGGACUACACAGACGUCUACCGCAGCCUCGGCCAGGCCUACAGGGAGUUGGGCGAUUUCGAGGCGGCGAUGGAGAGCUUCCAGAAGGCGCUGCUUCUCAACCAGAAGCACGUGCUGUCGCUGCAGCUGCGCGGCAUCAUGCUGUACCAUCACGGCGAGCCCAGCCAGGCCCUCAACGACUUCAAGCGCUGCCUGCAGCUGGAGCCCUCCAACGAGGUGUGCCAGUACAUGAAGGGGCUGAGCCACGUCGCGCUGGGCCAGUUCUACGAGGGCGUCAAGGCGCAGACCAAAGUGAUGCUCAACGAGCCGCUGCCGGGGCAGAAGGCCAGCCCAGAGUACCUGCGUGUUAAGUACCUCCGAGAGUACUCCCGGUACCUGCACGCCAACCUGGACACGCCCGUGGCCGACUGCAGUGCCGACCACGACCUCACGGCAGCGUUCCGCGAGCACUGGGCCAAGAACCUGCCGUUCCUGCUCGAGGGAUACGAGGAGCAGCCGGGCCUGCAGCCUUCCAUCAGGGACGUUGUGCCGCAGAGCUUCGACGCUUACGGUGCCGACGUUCGGGAGCUGGUGUGCGCGGCCGACCGCCUGGGCUCCCUCAUGCAGUACGACGCGCCCGGCUUUCUGCCCAACCGCAGGGUUCACAGAGCCAUGGGCAUGGCGGCACUGGAAGUCAUGCAGACGCUCCAGCACGUGUGGCGGAAUGGCAAGGUGCGCGUGGCCGGGAAGAGCCGUAGGCUGACGUGGAGGGACCUCUUCGAUGUCGCCGUCAAGUGGAGGAGGAUGGUUGACCCAGACCAGCCAGUUCUGUGGUUAGACCUGAUGCCGGCACGUGGCCUAAAAAGCGGCUUCAACAGCCACAUCAACCUCGUCAGGGGUCACGUCAGCAACCUGCGCUACGCGACGUACUUUGACAGGAUGCUGACCUCCGUGAAAGAGAAACUCUUACAGCAUUAUGGAACGAACCCCAAGCUGCACGGAGAGACCAGGGAGUCGGUGGAGAAGGCGAGGUCGGUAGAGGACCUCCUCCCGGCUCUCAAGAAGAUCUUCCACAGCGGGCGGCAGCAGCAGCAGCAGCCUGGAUUCAUGGUGGCCACCAAGGUGCCGGGCAGGGCCGACCGUGACCAGCAGCUGGACGGCUUCACGCUCACCAUGACGGGCGAUGCUGUGGGAAACGUGCUGUUCAUUGCGGACACGCAGACGACGCAGCGGCGCACGGACGAGUACCACUCGGAAAUCCGCGAGCUCUUCCAGCAGUUCCUGGAGCAGGGCAAGCGCAUGCGACUCUCGGCACAGCCCGGCGAUGUGGACACGCUGUGCAAUAUAAUGCUGUCCAUGGUUUACUACUUCUACAACCUCAUGCCUCUCUCGAGGGGCUCCAGCGUGGUCGCGUACACCAUUUUGGUCGGGGGUCUGCUGGCCAGCGGCAAAGAGAUCUCCGUGAAAAUUCCGAAGGGAAUGCUGGUUGACCUGGAGGCCAUGACUGCUGGCAGUCCGGACGCCUUCAUCAGUACGAUGAGAACUUGGAUUAAAUUAAAAAGUGCAUCGUGGGUGCAGUCAGGGCUGCCGAGCGUGGCCGAGACAUUCCCAACGCUGCGGGGCGUGUUGGAGGUGCUCAACACGGACGCGGCGUCGCACUGCCACCGUGCGUCCUAGCGCCACUGGGGCACGCCUCUCUCCUUCACAACCAUAAAUUAUUUUAAUUUGUCUUUGCUGUUAUUUACACCCCAACAAGUCGUCAACUUUUGUGAUCAGGGACCACUGUAGCCCAAUCUUCCUUGCCUAUCUAGGCCAACGGGCUCUCAAUCGACGGUCAUUGUGACUAAACAUUCAAAUGUUUCAGGUUUAGCAGUCGCCUCCUUUCAGUUAAAUUUAGGUGAUAUGCUCGGAUGUGCAUGAUGAUUGCGACCGGAUCUUUAAGUCACCGCAGCUGGUGGUCAAACCAGACAACAGAUGUAUGUGGUUCUUUGUUAGAAUGUUGUGUUAACCAGCAUUUGGUUUGAGGAGGCAAAUCCAAAUCGGUGUGGACUUUGAUGACAGGAAGUUGAGAACCUUUGGGGCCUUGUUACUUAACAGCAUAUUUCAUGCAAGAAAUUGUGCAAUUCGAAAAAAGUGUCAUAAAUUUACUUUCCAGAAUUUUAUUUUUGAAGAAAUGUUGGCCACUUCAAGUACAUGUAUGUUGCACAUCACUGGAGAGCAGAAGGUAUAUUAACUGUGGCUAAGCCCUUUAAAAUAUGAAAAGGGACGUUUGUCUUAGACAUACAGUACAUAAAGGGAACACUGAAAGAGAUUAUUUUAUGUUUAAUUUAUAUUUGAUUAUUGUUUGGUAGUCGUGUCGGAAUGCACGCUUAGGCAGGGAUUUUGUCACACUCCAAUUAUUGACAACCAAAUAUGAGGAACCAGGUGUUUUUUUAAAGAAUGCCUGCAUAAGAUGUGGCUGGUGCAAACCAUCGAAGAAUUACUCUGCAGAAGUCAAUUUGAUCUGUUUUGGCUCAGAAACCAAGAGCAUGCACGUUGAUGGAGUUACGCAUUUUGUUUUGAGGCUCGGUCGGUGGUCGAUGUGCGUUGCCGUACAACCUCGGCUCAGAUUUUUCCGCACCACCAUCGCCGAUGCUGCCCUGCAUGGAUAAAGUGGCGUUUACCACCACCGACCAGCGGAUCCUGCUGGGCAUGAUGGAAGCAGCAUUCUUCUUUGUAAUUGAGUUAUUAAAAUACUCCAUGGCAUUGUUUGCAAGAGUAGGCACUUAAAAGGCAGUGUUUUGGAUCAAUGAAUCAAUUGAUUGCAAAGUACUCAAUUUAAAUGUGGUUAAAGUUGCGUGCGUCAACACAACUGGCUGCCUAACCCCCAAACACUUUGGUAGAUGGCGUUCACCCUGAGACGUGUUCAUUGCGCAGAGUGCGGGAUGACUGGUGAUGGUCAUGGGGUGGUGAACAAAUCGAGUCUCCGAUGAGCUUUUGGUGAAAUCUCGAGAAAGGAUGCCUGACGCCUUUCUGUCGAAUGGCGCCGACCUUCAGUGUUCACACCACCAACGUGGCCGGUGAAAAGCGUCGCAGUUAGGGGGUGAGGGCACGAGUGGUCAUUUUACUUAGAUUGCCAGGACAUGUUUGAUCAAAGUCAUCUCUUCAAUGCAUGAAAUAAGUUUGCGUACAAAGGCGCCUUUGAUUUUUCUAACACCUGCCAAGAGUUCCGACGGCGGAGGUUGCUGGCACUUUUAAUUUGAGGCGUCAAACGCCCAGGGGAAAAAUACAAUAGAAAGUCUCUAUUACCUUGUUUAAUUUGAAAACUUGGAUUCGAUUGCUCAAUCUUUGCCAUACAUAAAAGAGCAAGAACUGUAUGUGGCAUUCUCAGUUGGAUGCAAGAUUGUUACUUA
Messenger RNA from Lethenteron reissneri (Far Eastern brook lamprey), 4399 nucleotides. RefSeq names its product tetratricopeptide repeat domain 13 (gene TTC13). Gene Ontology annotation, molecular function: protein binding. The record is from RefSeq and is a predicted model, not a curated record. NCBI's taxonomy places the organism in Eukaryota, Metazoa, Chordata, Hyperoartia, Petromyzontiformes, Petromyzontidae.